AGCGUAAAAAGGCGCCAUUGAUUUUAGCCGUGGGUUCGAUCGUCUAUAGCGACACUCAGCAGACGAGAUUAGAGACAGAGAGAGACAAGAUGGUGUGGGGUUUCGUCACCUGUGGCCCAAAUGAGGCGCUUGUCAUAUCGGGAUGCUGCCACAAAAAACCUCUUCUUGUGCCAGGAGGGAGAGCUUUCGUGUGGCCCACUGUCCAGCAGGUCCAGAGAAUCUCCUUGAAUGUGAUGACUCUUAAUGUGGAGAGUCCCCGUGUGUACACCUCGCAGGGAGUCCCAAUCUCCGUCACCGGCAUUGCGCAGGUGAAGGUCCAGGGUCAGUACGAGGAGAUGCUUCUGGCUGCGUGUGAACAGUUUCUCGGGAAGACGGAACAUGAAGUACAACAGGUGGCACUCGAGACUUUGGAGGGCCACCAGAGGGCCAUCAUGGGCUCUAUGUCUGUUGAGGAAAUCUACAAGGACCGGAAGAAGUUCAACCAACAUGUCUUCGAAGUGGCCUCCUCUGACCUGAUCAACAUGGGUAUCACUGUUCUCUCGUACACACUGAAGGAUAUCCAUGACGACGAGACGUAUUAUGCAAAGGGAUACCUCGAUGCCCUAGGGAUGGCUCGGACAGCAGAGGUCAAACGGGACGCAAGGAUUGGCGAGGCAGAGGCGAACAAGGACUCUCAGAUCAAGGAGGCCCUGGCGGAGGAGGAACGCAUGGCAGCCAAAUACGUCAAUGAUACUGAGAUUGCCAAGGCACAGAGAGAUUUUGAGCUGAAGAAGGCCACUUAUGACAUGGAGGUCCAGGCUAAGAAAGCAGAGGCAGAAUUAGCUUACGACCUCCAGGCGGCCAAGACACGACAGAAGAUCAAGGAGGAGCAAAUGCAGAUUAAGGUGGUGGAGCGCGCACAGGAAAUAUUAAUCCAGGAACAAGAAAUUCAGAGACGGCAGAAAGAGUUAGAAGCAACUAUCAAACAGCCAGCGGACUCCGAGAAGUUUAAACUGGAGAAACUGGCAGAGGCAGCUCGGAACAGGGCCCUUCUGGAGGCGGAGGCAGAGGCGGAGAGUGUGAGGGUGAAGGGGGAGGCGGAGGCCCUGGCGGUGGAGGCCAAGGCAAGGGCCGAGGCCAACACCAUGGUGCAGAAGGCAGCCGCUCUGCAGGAGUACAAGGAGGCGGCCAUGCUGGAGAUGUAUCUGUCCACGCUGCCCAAGGUGGCAGCAGAGGUGGCAGCCCCAUUAUCCCAGGCCAAGAAGGUGACAAUGGUGAGCAGUGGUGACAGCGAGAUUGGUGCCGCUAAGUUGACUGGUGAAGUAAUGGACAUCAUAACACGGGUGCCAGCCAUGGUCAAGACUAUGACUGGGGUGGAUGUGGCCAAGGUGUCGUCAAUAAGCCAGAUUCGACCUCCAAGUUCGCUAAUUAAGAAGAAAAUUGAUGAAGAUUUUUCUACGAGUGAAGGAAGCCUGUAGAGGAGGAGGAGGAGGAGGAGGA
This is a messenger RNA of Portunus trituberculatus (swimming crab), 1479 nucleotides long. It is a transcript of the gene Flo1, whose product is annotated as flotillin-1-like. Gene Ontology annotation, cellular component: plasma membrane. The coding region runs from base 90 to 1457 and encodes 455 amino acids. The record is from RefSeq and is a predicted model, not a curated record. The transcript has 12 exons. Gene Ontology annotation, biological process: positive regulation of endocytosis; protein kinase C signaling; positive regulation of cell-cell adhesion mediated by cadherin. Lineage: Eukaryota; Metazoa; Arthropoda; Malacostraca; Decapoda; Portunidae.